AUGUUUUAGAUUAAUAUUGUGGAAUUUAACAUUAUUAUAUAGUUGUUCAUUAUUGUAGUCCAUAUUGUCUUUAAUGUUUAGAUGAAAAUACUUGUUUAUUAAUGGAUACUUAUGACACAACAAUUAUAAAAUUGGAUCAAUCUGAAUGCAGUUCAUCUUAAUAUUUAGAUUAUGAAUAUUUUAAAUGUGAAGAUUGUCCUUAAGAAUGUGAAACUUGUCUAAAUGAAUUUGAAUGUAUCACAUGCAAAAGUCCAUAUACAAUAUUUAUAAAUAAGUGUUUAAUCUAAUGUCAAAUAAAUGAAUAUUUUGAUGAGGAAGAUAAUAUUUGCAAAGGUAAAAGUUGUAAUAAAAUGUUAGAAUGUCAUCAUGUAUGCAAACAAUGCAAAUUGA
Messenger RNA from Paramecium sonneborni, 390 nucleotides. Lineage: Eukaryota; Ciliophora; Oligohymenophorea; Peniculida; Parameciidae. The record is from the annotation of a GenBank genome assembly.